GCGGCAGGCCUCCCAGCGGAGGCGACGACGGGGAGGGCUCAAGGAGUCGGGGCGAGCCAGAGCUCGUCACCCCCUCGUGCUGUGGUGGUCGCUCGCUUUCCGCCGGCCCGUUCGUGUGUGUGUUGUCCUGCACAGCUGCGGCCGCCGCGGAACCAUGGCUGUGCUCGUCGCCCUCUUGUCCUUGGUGGUGGCGGGUGUCUUAGGGAAUGAGUUUAGCAUAUUAAGAUCACCAGGGUCUGUUGUUUUCCGGGAUGGAAAUUGGCCUAUACCAGGAGAGCGAAUCCCAGACGUGGCUGCAUUAUCCAUGGGCUUCUCUGUCAAAGAAGACCUUUCUUGGCCGGGCCUUGCAGUGGGUAACCUGUUCCACCGUCCUCGGGCUACGGUGAUGGUGAUGGUGAAGGGAGUGGACAAGCUCGCUCUACCCCCAGGCAGCGUCAUUUCGUACCCUUUGGAGAAUGCAGUUCCUUUUAGUCUUGACAGCGUUGCAAAUUCCAUUCACUCCUUAUUUUCUGAAGAAACUCCUGUGGUUUUGCAGUUGGCACCCAGUGAGGAAAGAGUGUACAUGGUGGGAAAGGCAAACUCGGUUUUUGAAGAUCUUUCAGUAACACUUAGACAACUCCGCAGUCGACUGUUUCAAGAAAACUCUAUUCUCAGUUUACUUCCCCUCAAUUCUCUGAGUAGGAACAAUGAAGUCGACCUGCUCUUUCUUUCUGAACUGCAAGUGCUACAUGAUAUUUCAAGUUUGUUGUCUCGACACAAGCAUCUAGCCAAGGAUCAUUCUCCUGAUUUAUACUCACUGGAGCUGGCAGGUUUGGAUGAAAUUGGGAAACGUUACGGGGAAGACUCUGAACAAUUUAGAGAUGCUUCUAAGAUCCUUGUCGAUGCUCUGCAAAAGUUUGCAGAUGACAUGUACAAUCUUUAUGGUGGGAAUGCAGUGGUCGAGUUAGUGACGGUCAGGUCAUUCGACACAUCCCUUGUGAGGAAGACAAGGACUAUCCUUGAGGCAAAACAAGUGAAGGACCCACCAAGUCCCUAUAACCUUGCAUACAAGUAUAAUGUUGACUAUCCAGUGGUUUUCAACAUGAUACUUUGGAUAAUGAUUGCCUUGGCCUUGGCUGUGAUAAUCACCUCUUACAAUAUUUGGAACAUGGAUCCUGGAUAUGAUAGCAUCAUUUAUAGGAUGACAAACCAGAAGAUUCGAAUGGACUGAACUUUCCUUAUGCCAAACUUAGAACAGAGGUUUGGAAAUUGGCUGUUUUGUUAAAAUAAAUCCUUUAGUGUAGUUAAAAUAGGUAGUAUACUUUAAAUUUAUAAACAAAUUUUUUGUUCUCUAUUUUGUGUGUGCCUGUGAUGUCCUUAUAGAGUGUAGUAUUGACGUGGGUUGAUUUGUGUGAGAUAGAUUCCAUAAGAUGCUCAAUACUAUGAUAUAACCAUUUAAUAUAAUUUCAUUCCAUGUAAUAUUUGGAAAUAUGCACUGAAAUAAAUGUAAAACAUUUAGAAUAGUUUGUGUUAUUUAUGUUGGGCAAAUGCACUGAAUUUGAAAUGCUUAACUUCCUUACUUACACAGGACAGGUGAAAGUGAUAUUUGGGCUGUUAUAUACUAUGAACCAUUUGUAAAUGUCUUAAUUUAAUGUAAAUAUCUCUGAAAUAAGAGAAAAGGCUUUUAAGGUCAAGCAACUCUAAGUGAUGAAUGUGAUUAUACAGUCCUAUAGAUUUGGAAUUGUACUGACUGACAGGCAAUAGCUUGUUUAACCUCUUCUGAAAAAAGUUUGGUGACCGAGUGAUCAGGUAGAGAUGUUACAGAUACUACAUUGACCUAAGAAGAAACUAGCUUUGUGGAGUUACAGAUGCUAAUAAUUUAUAGACACAAAAACAUUUUUGGGGGACAUCACAGGGCAUGAGUAUAAAAUCUCAUUUCAGUAAUUAGUCCCCCUGUGUAAAGUCCUAUGGUUUGCGGUGCAGCAUCGUUCUAUACACAAUGUUAAGUGAAGGAGAUGCUCCCUACUUUUCAUGAGAAGUGGACCUUUGUCUAUAAAGAGUGACAAAUAAAGUUAACAAUGAUUCCA
Molecule: messenger RNA, 2066 nt
Organism: Phacochoerus africanus (Common warthog)
Lineage: Eukaryota; Metazoa; Chordata; Mammalia; Artiodactyla; Suidae
Gene: ATP6AP2
Product: ATPase H+ transporting accessory protein 2
Exons: 9
Coding region: 155-1210 (351 amino acids)
Biological process (GO): positive regulation of Wnt signaling pathway
Cellular component (GO): external side of plasma membrane; membrane
Molecular function (GO): signaling receptor activity
Source: RefSeq, a predicted model, not a curated record